Molecule: messenger RNA, 2103 nt
Organism: Cladocopium goreaui
Lineage: Eukaryota; Dinophyceae; Suessiales; Symbiodiniaceae
Source: the annotation of a GenBank genome assembly
AUGGUUCUGCCUGCGCGGCUGCCUGCGCUGCUGCAAAAUGUCCAGAAAGAUGCCGUGCAGCCGACGCUGUUCUCCUAUAACUCUGCCAUCAAAGGGAGGAACGACUGGGAGGCUGCACUAUGUGUGCUCAAUACGCACCUGGCUCAGAACUUGUGCAAUCCCAUGCCACGUCCAGAAGGCCUUGCAGUCUCGAGGGUUCAGAUGGUGCAGGGCAAUGAGAUCACAGCCAGUACAGCAGUGACGACCAGUGGAAGGUCCAAUGCGUGGCAGCCUGCUCUUGAGCUGUUUAGUAGGAUGCUGCUGCACCAGCUGUGCCAGGACGUCAUCUCUUACACUGCUGCCAUUGCUUCCUGCGAGCCAGUGGGACGUUGGCAAAAGAUGCUGGAGCUGCUGAUGGAAAUGCCACUCUUGGAUGUUGUUGCGUGUGGGGCUGCAGUCAGUGCCUGUGCAAAGGCUGGUGCAUGGCAAGAAGCCCUCGGGCUGCUGUUUACUAUGUCAUCGCAGACUUUGCCCAACACCAUCUGUGUCAAUGCGGCCAUCUCAGCCUGCGAGCGCAGUGGGUGCUGGGAGGUGGCUCUACAACUGCUGUAUGGCAUGCCACUGCAGGCCCUUCAGCGAGAUGAUGUGAGUUGUUGUGCCGCUAUCAGUGCUUGCGUGCGAGCAGUUCAAUGGCAGGUGGCUUUGUCCUUGCUGGUUGCCUUCUCAUCAAUGCUCCUUCAACGGACAGCAAUCAGUUUCAAUGCGGCAAUGAGUGCCUGUGAGAAAGCCAAGCGGUGGCAAACUGUACUGGAACUGGUGUGGGACAUGGGCAGCCAAAGUUUGCUGCUGGAUUCGGUGACCGCCGGAGUAGUAGGUUUGGCUUGUGACAACGCAGAGCAGUGGCAAAGAUCCCUGCAAUUCCAAUGGAUUUCCUCAGGCUGUGCAAAUUCCAAUGCGCUUCAAAACCUGGCGCAGAGGUUGGUUUGGUCAGAACGUGACCGCGCAGAGCUCGGUGCCUUGCUGGAUCCCAAGAAGAUGAAGCUGGCUUCGCCACAGAACUUGGUACUGCUGGUAUGGUGUGCAGCCUCCUUGGCACAAUCAAAACGUAUUUUUUCGGACGUCGGGACCCAGCUCGUGAACUACCUUAUCUCCGGGCAGCUGACCUGGCGCGAGAAUGCACGGCUAGCAUGGUCUUUGGCAAACUUGGAGGUUCAUGAUGGCAGCCUACUUCAGACAUUGCAGGAGGACCUUAUUCAAAAAGUACAGCAUUUUAAGGUGUCCAGAACCUUGCAGCAGAGCGGCGUGGUGCUGGACUUCCUCUCUUCCAUGCUCACAACAGUAUGGUCGUGUAGCACUCUCGGCGCCCUACGCGGCAGGACUUUGCAGGCAGUUGAAGCCUUUCUUCAUGAUGCGGCUGUGCUUCUCGACAGGAAGAUGGUGGCUGCCCUGCCCGUGCCACCUUCGUAUCAAGAAUCGCACCUUGUGCGAUUUGAAUCAGAGGACCUAGUGGUGGUCAGCAAGCCACCACAUUGGCAGGUGGAUUCGAGCACAGAUAGAAACAGCGAAGCACCCUUGGGAGCCUUCCUUCAAAACAUCUUUCCCGCUCGUCAAUGGCCCCUCCUGAAGGAUGAGGCCAACACGAAGGGCUUUCUGCACCGUUUAGAUGUUCCAAGCUCUGGCCUCAUCUUGGUGGCAAAAACAUAUGCUGCCUACUUUGACCUGCGUCUUCAACUUCAAAAAGGCGAGAUGCUUCGAGCGACUUGGCCAAGUCCUGAAAUCGAGCGGCUUUGUUCAGUCUGGCAGCCGAUCAUCCAUUGCCGUUUUCAACUUAAAUAUCAAAGAAACGCGGAUGUCAAGCGGCCCCCGAAGCGAGGAAUACGUUGUGCUUUGUCACGGCUGGCUGCCGCGCCGUGGUCCUGUGACAGCCCGUGUGCACACUCUGCAAGGACUGAAGACCUUGAGCUACUGCAUGAUUGGCACUUCAGCCCUAUGCUUGGUGGCCGUGCAGUUGGUGACAGGCCGUAUGCAUCAGAUCCGCUUGCACACUGCUCACAUCGGCCACCCGACAGUUGCAGACGGCAAGUAUGCGGCUCUUGGUUUGCAUUGGGCUGCCCCGUGUGUUAA